AUGGCUGCCGUAACUCCGAUGGUCAAUCUCGACCCGCAAACCCAUCCUAUUGACGAUGGAAAUAUGGGUAUCCGGAACCUGCGAGAUCAAGUCAAUUCAAUACAAAAUUUGCCGAGAACGGGGUAUCCUAUUGUAUUAGUCCCCGGGUUUAGUGGAUGGGGCCGGCCUCUUCUGGGAACAGUAAACUAUUUCGGCGGUUUCGAAGACUUGGCAUUAGGCUUAUCAACGAUGGGCUAUGUCGUGAUCGUUGUUCGCAUCGGCCCAAUUUCGUCAAACAGGGACCGAGCUUCUCUACAACAUAAACAGGAAUGGUCCUGGGUAAAGUCUCACUAUACCAUCAGAUGUCGUAGAAGUCUUUGGGCUAACUCGGGUAGUGGAUUUGACCUGCCAGGAGCACCUGCAACCUUGAUUCCUGUUCAGUUCGGGCUCAACCAUCCAGCCUUCAAUCCAGCAAAUCCCGCAUUGCUCAACAACGCUCAGACGUGGCAAGCAGUCGUCUAUAACCCUCCCGCUGCAGCAGCUCAUCUCCCACCAACCUGGACAUGGAGUGCUACUAAUAAGGUCCAUUUCAUAUGCCAUUCGCAAGGUGGAACAACCAUCAGGUACUUGAUCGAGCUCCUGCGUGGACUAAAUGGCGACUUCGUCGCCAUCAAUGCUGGCAACCGUCAGGACUGGGUUAAGUCCGUCGUCACCCUAGGCACCCCCCACAAGGGCACAACGGUGACAGACGUAGUACAAUACUGUUACAGACGUCAAUAUCUGACCUUAGAACGGAAUGUUCUCUUGCCCAACCUGAGCCCCCUCCAGGACUUUGUUACCUCUUGCUCGUUUGAAAGCCGACCAAACAGGGUUUACGAUCUGCACCUGGACCAUUGGGGUUUCUCACGGAACCCAGGAGAGUUCUACAGCCAGAUGCGUGCCAGAAUUGCCGGCGAUGUAACGCUCUGGUGGAAUGGUGGCAACCAUGGCUUAGAGGACAACAGUCUUCAAGGUGCAGCCGCUCUCAACGCAUAUGCCCCUUCGCCAGCUACCUACUACUUCACCAUGUCUUUCUGUGCGACAGUGCCAUUCCCAAACGAAACCCUCACUACUACGGAGGUAAACGGCCUACUCGCUUUGCUUCCAAUCGUGCGAACUUUCAAUAUUGGCGGAAUAUUCGGCGGAAUCUUGGCGCCGACUCUAAGAACGGCCAUCCGGUUCGGAGCGCCAGGAGCCAGGGAAUUUCUGACGUGGAUGACAAAUGUCGCAAACAACUACCUUGGGAAUUUGGGAUAUUUUGCUCAAAUUCCCCCGCCUGGCUUACAGAUACCUCGGUCGGACGUGCUCCCACUACUAUCAUUUCCUGCCUACGCCAUGGGGGGGUUAAAUACCCCUCCUCCUGGCAUCUUAGGAAUGACGGCGGACCAACUUCAGCCAAAUGAUGGCAUUGUGAAUACCAUAUCGAUGGACGGUCCAGUUGCGGGUCCUAUUAGCGAUGGGACGAAUUUUGCAACUCAGCUUCAGAUUGCGAUAGGGGCUGGGGAUAUGCAGCUCGUUCGCGGGCAAUACUGGCAUCUGCAUUCGAACUCGACGAUCGACCAUGCUGAUCAGAUCUGUGUAUUUACGAAUCCUGCUACGGUGAGCUUUUACCCCUUAUAA
Fusarium graminearum PH-1 is the source of this 1638-nucleotide messenger RNA. RefSeq lists its product as uncharacterized. NCBI's taxonomy places the organism in Eukaryota, Fungi, Ascomycota, Sordariomycetes, Hypocreales, Nectriaceae. The record is from RefSeq and is a predicted model, not a curated record. Bases 1 to 1638 code for a protein of 545 amino acids. The transcript is spliced from 4 exons.